CCCAAGAACAUAAAACAACCGCCACUAACUUCUGGUAGCCGGCUGUGCUGUGUGCGGAAUCACACAUGCAUAAGCUAUAAGAUCCUAUUGUUUUUAUAAUGCCUAGAUUAUCAGCAAUAUCAAUUCACCCAAAGCGCACAUAAAGGACUCUGUGUUCAAAGGAUCAGGUGACGUUGAGAUCGGUGGAUUGGUGAACCGUAGUACAUCUCUAUGGGCAAUUGCCUAUAGCACAAUUCAAUUAGUUGUUCGGUCCCUUCACUGCCACCGACAGUCCGUGAAAUAUCGGCUGAGGUUGGCUUGCACUGUUCAGCUGGCACAAGGCAACUCCACUUGUUUGCACGGAUUGACUUGUGAUCGUAGUCCAUGGAGAAAAAAAAUCAAGCCUUGCAAGACCCGUGCCUCAUUCUCAACUCGCCCGUCAUGUCAUCCGGCAAGAAACCCGACAUUCUGUGCCAGGUCUGUGGAGACCGUAGCUCGGGCAAGCAUUACGGCGUCUUCAGCUGCGAUGGUUGCCGUGGGUUCUUUAAGCGAAGCGUCCGGCGUAACAUGGCCUAUGUCUGCAAGGAGAAUGGGUCAUGCGUAGUCGAUCUUACCCGUCGAAACCAGUGUCAGGCAUGUCGAUUCAAGAAGUGCGUGGAAGUGAACAUGAACAGGAACGCAGCUGUUCAGCACGAACGAGCACCGCGAUGUUAUCAGUACAACCAUCACAGCCCUGAUAAGUGCGAGCCCUCAAGAUCGAGCAAAGAGGACUACAUCCCUUUGACACCACCGACUGGCAUCUUCAACCAUGAUGCUCGCCUUUCAGGCUUCGCACCGGUUGCCUCAGAUUACCCAACCAAUUUGUCUCCGCCAAUUCUCGCGGAUGUGUUAGCGCAUCCGUUUUUGCACAGCCUGCUGCUAGCGGACCGUGCCUUUGAUUUAAGGCAGAUGACCUCUAUCAACAUGCAGAACAACGGGGCUAGGGCUCAUCACCGCGAGACAGAAUCAUUAGCAUCUGCGCCAUCCAAUCACAGUCUGGACAAUGCCACUGACUGCAAGCUUCACCUAAACUCCACGAACAACAUGGUCGAAAAUAUCUACGAGUGUGCAGCACGCCUUCUCUUUAUGACGGUCAAAUGGGCUCGGGCUAUUCCGGCAUUCCUAGCACUUCCGUUUCGGGAUCAGGCUAUCUUAUUGGAGGAAGCUUGGAGCGAUCUCUUUGUUUUGAGCGCCUGCCAGUGGUCCAUGCCAAUCGAAAUAGAGGCCAUGCUCAGCUCUGACUGCCUGUUGAACUCAGUGGAUGUAAAUCACGGAGAGAUGGCGCUAAAAUCUACAAAGAGACAGCUUCAGGAUGUAGUGAGGAGAUUGCGCACUUUGCAAACAGACACCUUGGAGUUUGCCUGUCUUAAGGCUUUGGUUCUCUUCAGACCAGAAAGUAGAGGACUCCGUGAAUUGCAGAAGGUGGAGACAAUACAAGACGAAGCCCAAUUAGUCCUUGGUGACGUUGUUCGAAUGAGGCAGCCAUCCCAGAGGGUCCGCUUUGGAAGGCUUCUGCUGGCCCUUUCUCAUAUUAGGAGCAUCGACUCGCGGUGUGUUGAGGAGCUGUUCUUCAGACGUACUAUCGGCAGCGUGCCGAUUGAAAGACUGCUCUGUGACAUGUUCAAAUCAAGCUGAUGGCAACGCUGCUCAUCACAAUGGUAACAACUGAAAAAAACAAACAAACAAACAAACAAAUCAAAGGAAAAACAUGAAUGCAAACCUACGAUUCAAAGUCAAUCUUUCUACUCCAAGGGUGCAGUUCUUGGGUCCUUUUGGUUGACGAUAAGAAAUGGAAAAAGGCUCAUUUCUAAUGGUUGCAGUUUUUUAUACCGGUCCCUUCCAAGCCUUGCUGCGUUCCUCAAGCCUCCACUUUUUUUGCUCAGUUUCUUUUUUUAUUAUUAUUGAUAACUAAGGAACGCAAGCAUUUAACACCAACUUACUCGUAUGAUUAUAUGAUUUGUCAUGAUGAAUGGUGCAGCGGUACAAGGCAUUGGAAGUCCUCGUUGAUUAAGAUUCCAUUGUCAUGUGUCUUACGGUGCAGCUGCAUGCAACCGAAUAGCAUGAUUGAUUGCACUUUUGAGAUUCACCAGCAUUAAUUUUAGAGGCUUGUAGUGCUGAAAAUAUAUUCAUUUUGGGGGAUCUUAAAGUUUUUGUCUAUUGCACGUGCCUUCUAUCAAAUACAUUUAUAUUCUGAUUUCUUAAAUACACACCUCCUUACAAAAGCGCUUUGUCGUUCACGCCUCCUGGAGAUCUUCGUACGUGUAUAUGAAUUAUCAUCAGCUGUUAUUGCACUUUGUGCAAACUAUAAAAGCAAUGUUAAUUGAUUAUACAGAACGUCGUAGAGCUGACGGCGAAUAUGCAAAAACUCGGUUUUGAGUAAUGCGCGUUUGAAGUGUAGCUGAUUUGUGAGCGUCGUAUUCUACUUUUAUUCUUUCGAUAAUAACCCUUUGGAAGAGGGUUUCUAUUCGACAGCUAUUUUAUCUAUUGAAAUACUUUUCAUGGCGGGAAAGUUGGGCAAUGCGUUGUAAUUUGGACUCAAAGUUAUUCGUUAGUUGAGCAAACUGCAAAAACUCCAAUUGGUAAUCACCAAUUCGUCAUCGUGGGCGUGCUAUUCGUCAGUUUGUCAAAAUGCAAAACUACACAUUUACUGUAGCUGGUCAAUCUAAAUGUGUAUUAUUCGCCAGUCAUACAAGUCCUUUUCCUUGUACAAAAAUCUAGCCUCUAUCUAAUCAUUAUCUCAGUAUUCUAGGAACAGUCAUUCAUUAAGGCCUAUUUGAACUUUUGGCGGCCUGUGUCUUUUUAGGCAAAACUGUUCAACAUUAUAAGCUUUCUUUCCAUUUGAAAUACAUUUGGGCUUUUGAAAUUGACACGUUGACAAUAUCUUAUAGCGUUCAGUUGAAAUGAAAUUGAUGUAAAUUUUCGACCCUGCUUGAUUAAAUCAGAAAUAAAUUAGAAAACAAAACGA
This is a messenger RNA of Acanthaster planci (crown-of-thorns starfish), 2983 nucleotides long. RefSeq names its product photoreceptor-specific nuclear receptor-like. Gene Ontology annotation, biological process: regulation of DNA-templated transcription. The record is from RefSeq and is a predicted model, not a curated record. NCBI's taxonomy places the organism in Eukaryota, Metazoa, Echinodermata, Asteroidea, Valvatida, Acanthasteridae. Gene Ontology annotation, molecular function: DNA-binding transcription factor activity; sequence-specific DNA binding; zinc ion binding.